UCCUAAACAUUCGACCUUUCUAAACACCAUAUGCUUUAUCCAAGUAUAUAUUGAACGGGUGAGUCUUAGAUAUACUGUUUAUUCAUGCAAGCAUGUCAUAGUCUGCUUAUGAUCCUGCGUAUCUGAGUACCAUUGGCAAACCAGGAACGAAGCAAAUUGGAUGUCAUUUCAUUCUAACUGAGAGAAAGGCAAGAGGUGACCUCAUGGCAACUUUGAUCUCCGGAGCUGUGCUUAGUGGAUUGGGUUCAACGUUCUUGAUCGGCAGGAGAAGCGGCGCUGGCCGUGGAGAGGUGAGAUUUGGCUGGAAGAAUGUGAUCAUUGCACCUCAGCGCAAGAAGUCAUGGGUCAUGGCAGCCGUGAAAGGCGAUGAUGGCAACUCAAAGCUAGAUCCAAAAUGGCUCGAUGAUGCCUCAGAGAAAGCUUCCGAGUACGUGAAGGAGAAAGGAAGCGAAGUUGGCCACUUGACUGCACAUGAAGGACAAGAGGUUUUAGAUCACAUACAGAGAGCAAAACACUACUUUAUGGAGAAAGCUGGUGUAGCCAUGGACAUGCUGACUGAAAAUGCUCACAUAGCUUCAGAUUUUGUGGCGGAAAAAGCCAAUGUGAUGGAGGAAGAAGCUGUUUCAAUUACAGAGAAAGCCAGAGAUUUCGUAGUCGAAAAAACAGGUGAAGCUAAAGAUUUCAUUGUCGAAAAAGCUGGUGAAGCCAAAGAGUUGGCGACGGAUAUGAGCAAAAGAACGGCUAUAUACGUUGGAGAGAAAGCUGCUGAGGCAAAAGAAGCCAUAUUACCUCCAAAAACUGAAGAAUAGAUUGUAUUUGUUUGGAUCCCUAACGUCUAAACAAAUACAAGAUGUUGAUAUACAAAACAUAAUUUUUAUCACGUAAGAAUAAAAAAACCGUUUAAUCAGUGGUUUAUCUUUUCAGUGAAAAUUUGAAUUCGAAUAUAUAUAUUUGCAAAAUAAGCCAUACACAGUUAUGUUGGUCGUUCCCGGUUCUCAGAUGUACAUUGGGAACCUAUACAUAUAAAUAAAUUUGAGGCAGUUGUUAUA
This is a messenger RNA of Brassica oleracea var. oleracea, 1049 nucleotides long. RefSeq names its product protein COLD-REGULATED 15B, chloroplastic-like. Lineage: Eukaryota; Viridiplantae; Streptophyta; Magnoliopsida; Brassicales; Brassicaceae. Bases 204 to 809 code for a protein of 201 amino acids. The transcript has 3 exons. The record is from RefSeq and is a predicted model, not a curated record.